Molecule: messenger RNA, 135 nt
Organism: Paramecium sonneborni
Lineage: Eukaryota; Ciliophora; Oligohymenophorea; Peniculida; Parameciidae
Source: the annotation of a GenBank genome assembly
AUGAUUACUUAGAACUUUCAGAAGUAGAUUCAAACGCUGUUGAACUCUUUGAACAAUUAAGUAAUUUUAAUAUUUUUUAGUCAAAAUCAAAAGAUAGUCUUAAGAUUUGUGUUAAAUUUUUUGUUGUUUUUCUGA